AUGGAAGAAAAGAAUCAGACCGCUCUUACUGAAUUCAUAAUUAUGGGAUUCUCCAAUCUAAACGGACUGGAGUUUUUGCUAUUCACCAUCUUCUUUCUGACUUAUAUAGGUACUUUGGGAGGAAAUAUAUUCAUUAUUUUGGUCACUGUCCUUGAACCACAUCUACAUACACCCAUGUAUUAUUUUCUAGGGAAUUUGGCCUUUCUUGAUAUUGGAUACACUACCACAAAUAUUCCCCAGAUGAUGGUGCAUCUUUUAUCUGAGAAGAAGAGCAUUUCCUACAUGGGAUGCAUAGCUCAACUUUUCGCAUUCAUUUUUUUUGUAGGAUCAGAAUGUCUCCUUUUGGCAGCAAUGGCAUAUGAUCGCUACAUAGCGAUCUGUAAACCUUUAAGGUAUUCAGUUAUUAUGAAAAAGGUCCUAUAUAACCAGUUAGCAAUCUCAUGCUGGAUAGGUGGUUUUCUCAAUUCAGUGGUGCACACAGUUCUGACAUUCCGCUUGCCGUUCUGUGGGAACAAUAAGAUUAAUUAUUUCUUUUGUGACAUUCCUCCUUUACUAAUUUUGUCUUGUGGAGACACUUCUGUCAAUGAGCUAACACUGCUCUGUAUUGGAGUUUUCAUUGGAUGGACCCCUUUCCUGUGUAUAAUCCUUUCUUACCUUUAUAUAAUCUCCACCAUUUUAAGGAUUAAGUCCUCAGAGGGGAGACACAAAGCCUUUUCUACAUGUGCUUCCCACCUUAUCAUUGUCCUUCUUUAUUAUGGCAGUGCGAUUUUCACAUAUGUACGGCCAAUCUCAACUUACUCACUAGAGAAAGACAGACUAAUCUCAGUAUUAUACAGUGUCAUUACCCCCAUGCUUAAUCCUCUUAUAUAUACAUUGAGGAAUAAGGACAUUAAAAAAGCUAUGAAAGCUGUAAGAAGAAAAUGGGUGUCAUAA
Messenger RNA from Sorex araneus (European shrew), 933 nucleotides. Its product is annotated as olfactory receptor 5V1. Gene Ontology annotation, cellular component: membrane. The transcript has a single exon. Gene Ontology annotation, biological process: G protein-coupled receptor signaling pathway. Lineage: Eukaryota; Metazoa; Chordata; Mammalia; Eulipotyphla; Soricidae. Gene Ontology annotation, molecular function: G protein-coupled receptor activity; olfactory receptor activity. The record is from RefSeq and is a predicted model, not a curated record. Bases 1 to 933 code for a protein of 310 amino acids.